UCAUUGCUCCACUCCAAUCAUAAACUGUGAAAAACUGUACCUUUGAAAAAGCAAGAUGCACUGUAAAUUACCAUCCGUCAUAGCUUAUGGCAUUUCAUACCAUUUUCAAACUUGUGGUUCCCACCUCCAGCCUAACAGUCAAAAAGUUCUCCUGACUUAUGCAGUAAAUCUCGGAAUCCUUUCCAUACCAAUAACGUAACAUAACAAGGUCUGCUUUAAGCUUGUUCUUCUUCUUACAGUUCUUUAGCACUUUCAUCACCAAAACAUUCCCACUAGGUAGCAUAAAAAAUGCAGCAUCCGCAAAACCACCAACUCAUCUUUACGCUUAUAGCAUUAGCCUUACCUGUCCUCAGUGCCAACCUCUGCCGCAGCUUCUGCGGCACCAUUGCCAUAAACUACCCAUUUGGCGUCGACGAUGGUUGCGGUGCUCCGCAAUACCGGCAAAUGCUGAACUGCACCAAUGACCUGUUCUUUAUAGCCACUUCUGGGCGCUACAAGGUCCAAUCUAUUGACUACCAGAAGAAAACCAUGGUGGUAUACGAUCCAGCCAUGUCCACAUGCUCGAUACUACAACCCCACCAUGACUUUGUCAUGACGGAUAUUCAAUCGGUUAUAAUCCCUCCAACUUCAGACACUGUUUUCGCUCUCCUAAAUUGCUCCAUCGACUCUCCAGUACUCAACCACUACAAGAAUCUUUGCUUCAACUUUUCAGGUCAUUCCUGUGAUGAGCUUUAUGGUGCUUGCAAUGCUUUCAGGAUUUUUCAUUCGCUGACUAAUAGUUCUCCACCUUGUUGUUUUACGGGGUAUGACACGGUCAAGUAUAUGAGCAUGAACAUCUUGGACUGCACGCAUUAUACUAGUGUCAUUAAUACUGAUAAUUUGAAGGGUGUUGGACCCCUGGAUUGGGUUUAUGGUAUGAAAUUGUCUUAUUCAGUGCCGGAAACUGGAUGUGAACGGUGCACUCGAUCCGGUGGUACUUGCGGCUACGAUACUGAGACUGCAGUGAUGAUGUGCCUCUGCUCUACUUCUACGAAUGCUACGAGAGAGUGUGCUACAGGUAGCAUUGGAGAUCUAGGAGGAGGGCAAAAGUUUACUUUAUGGACAAAUUUUCAUGCAUUUGCCUUGGUGAUGGAAGCACUUAUUUCCAUAAUAAUCUUAUAAUGUUGAAACUUUUCAUUCGUAUUUCUUAUGUUGGAGAGCAAACCACCAGAAAUUUUUGAACAAAAAGAAAAAAGCACUUGAAAAGUGGUUCUAGAGUAGAGAAUUGGAGUCGAUGCCUGUAUCGAAAAUUUUGCAAUGUAAAGCUAUCUAUUAACAGGAAUCUCUGGUGAUCCUGAAAUUCCACUGGAUUCAAAAUUUUUUGAGCAAUUAGAAUCAGCAUUUGGUGAAUGGUGCAAGACACAUUUUGUUGAGAUGAAAUUAUUAUUUGCAGCGCAAGAGCCGUGCAUUAUCAUGAUGACCGACGUGUUUCAGACUUUCUGUCUGAAAUAUCACUCUUUUUCUUCUUUCAGAAACUUGAAAGUCAACCAUUUCGGAAAUAUAAUUGUUUCCUGUGAAAUUGUGUAAUUGUGCUUGGAUUCAGGGAACUCUGCUUGAGAAAUCUCAUGUCUCGUAAAACAAGGUUUGAUUCUGUUUAUAAAUUUCGCAGCCCAAAACGACAGAUUAUAUGUGGGAGGACUCACUCUCUUUUUUUUUUUCACUCAUUAUUUGACCGUUGAAAGACGCAGACAGAUUUCCACUUUUACAAUUGUAUUUUUCUCUUAAUUUUUAUUUUGGUCUUGGGCUCUUGGCAAGUUGUGUUGGUAUCUUCUAUAACAUCAUACAUUAAGUGAUCCCGUCAGUACCCAAAUCACCGAAUUUCGAUCAUCAACUUGGUUAAUACGCCAGCUAAAGGCAAUUCGAUCCACCCCUUUAAGCUGGAAACUUCCCUUGGUUUAAAGGAAGCAAAAGGGGAGUAGCAGGGUUUCUUCUUUCUUCCCUAGCUAGUUCAACUGUUAAUAAUCAGAUAAAGCCUACUCCAACCAUAGCACUCAUCAUUACAAGUGAUUUUAAAUGCAAAAAACUGGUGCACAAUCACUU
Messenger RNA from Durio zibethinus, 2079 nucleotides. RefSeq names its product wall-associated receptor kinase carboxy-terminal protein. Gene Ontology annotation, molecular function: polysaccharide binding. NCBI's taxonomy places the organism in Eukaryota, Viridiplantae, Streptophyta, Magnoliopsida, Malvales, Malvaceae. The record is from RefSeq and is a predicted model, not a curated record.